AUGGUGUCUUCAUCCCGACCGCGCACUCCGAGUGCGAGCCAGUCUCCUGAACCGCUGAACGCGAAAGAGAACCCUCCUCCCCGUCGCUCCUCCCUCGGCUUGCUCCUGCGCAGAUCCAAAUCGACCGAACUCAAAGCACCCACGAAGAAGCAGCAGGCCAUCGCCCGCGAGCUGGAGCUCGAGAGACAUCGCCGACAGGUACCUAACAUCCCCAAAUCACCUCCAAGACUCCCCGACCUCUACAACGGCCAGAAGCCCGCAAACCUGCCAUUCGGCACCGAGGAUCGUCCCGAUUCGGUAGCCAUCGUAUCAAACAGAGCAACUGGAUAUAUAGACGGUCGGGCCUCGAUGGAGCCACCACGUUCAACUUUUGCUAUUGGUACCGCCGUCCCACUCCCCCCCGUCCCCACCAGCGGAAGUCGAAAUGGCGACUGGGUAGACCCUUAUGCACGCACGGAGAGCAUGACCCAUCGUGGCAGAUAUAGCUACGCAAGUAGUGCCAUUAGCACCAUCAGCAGUCCGCGGCGACUCAGGAGACGGAAGGACCCGACACCGUUUAACAUCCUCAUUAUCGGCGCUCGUUCAUCCGGAAAAACGUCGUUUCUCGAGUUCCUCAAGACCUCGCUAGCCCUCCCACCAAAGAAGAGAUUCAAUCGACCUCAAGAACUCGCCGAAGACAUAUUCGCCCCGAAAAACAAGAAGACGGGCAACUUCCAAUCGCAGUACCUGGAGACGGAGAUCGAUGGCGAACGCAUUGGCCUUACGAUAUGGGACUCUGAAGGCUUGGAAAAGAAUGUCGUUGAUCUGCAACUCCGAGAGAUGUCCUCAUUCCUGGAGAGCAAAUUCGAAGAGACCUUCACUGAGGAGAUGAAGGUUGUCCGAGCACCUGGUGUACAAGACACCCAUAUUCACUGUACUUUCCUCCUUCUCGACCCACUUCGUCUCGAUAGAAACAUUGCCGCCUCCAAGGAUGCAUCUGCGGAUGGCAAUGGUUCCUCCACGAACGGGAAGUAUAGCUCGUCUCCACGCCCCGUCGGCGGCCUCGACGAGGACCUCGAUCUUCAAGUUUUGCGCUCGCUACAAGGCAAGACGACGGUCAUCCCUAUCAUCUCCAAGGCGGAUACCAUCACCACAGCGCACAUGACUCACCUCAAGAAGACGGUCUGGGACAGCUUGCGCAAGGCGAAUCUCGACCCCCUUGAAGCCCUGGGCGUUGACGACCUCGACCCUGAUAGUCCGACGAGGGACACCAACCGCAUCGAUGAAGCCGAUGAGGAGGCGGAUUUCGACGACGACGACGACGAACUCAUCAUUCAGAAUCACGAGGCCAAAUCUCCUCCGAAUUCGAAGCGAGUGUCUUCGAGUUCCGGCCGCCGUCACAACGAAUCCGAGUCAGAUGAGAUUCCGUACCUUCCCCUCUCGAUCAUCAGCCCCGACAUCUACGAACCCGACGUCAUCGGCAGGAAAUUCCCUUGGGGAUUUGCAGACCCAUUGAACGUCGAGCAUUGCGAUUUUGUGAGACUCAAGGAUGCAGUCUUCAACGAGUGGCGCGGCGAGUUGCGAGAAGCAAGCCGAGAGCUCUGGUACGAAGGAUGGAGAACCAGCAGACUUAAGCAUCGUGAGGUCAAGCGAUGA
Messenger RNA from Drepanopeziza brunnea f. sp. 'multigermtubi' MB_m1, 1635 nucleotides. RefSeq lists its product as uncharacterized. Gene Ontology annotation, biological process: intracellular protein localization; cytoskeleton-dependent cytokinesis. Lineage: Eukaryota; Fungi; Ascomycota; Leotiomycetes; Helotiales; Drepanopezizaceae. Gene Ontology annotation, cellular component: septin complex; cytosol; septin ring. The record is from RefSeq and is a predicted model, not a curated record. Gene Ontology annotation, molecular function: molecular adaptor activity; GTPase activity; GTP binding.